Molecule: messenger RNA, 2781 nt
Organism: Linum trigynum
Lineage: Eukaryota; Viridiplantae; Streptophyta; Magnoliopsida; Malpighiales; Linaceae
Source: the annotation of a GenBank genome assembly
UGAAAGGUGAAAAAAAAAAAAGAGGGAACGAAUAGAGGAGAAAAAACGGGGCAGCCCCCAUUCGCUCUUGCAGUGAGAUUUCGUUUCGACCUUAAACGUAGGGAAGAACCCUAGACAAAGAAAAAAAGGUCGAAUUGGUUGGAUUUUCGUUUGAUUUUGGUUCCGUCAUACGAUUUGGUGGAAUUCUGUGUUGUGGGAUUUGGGUUGAGAGAUUGAAAGCUGUGUUCUUUGCUGUCUCUUUGAAUCCCUGUUUGGUGGGUGGGGUUUGUCUGAGGGAUUUUACAGUUUCUCGUUUUGGGUUAACCGGCGAUGGGGAAGAAGAGGAAAUCCGUGGCGACGAGCCUAGAUGAGGUGGAUCGGACCAUGUACACGACGUUCUGCAGCGCCGCCAGCUCCCUGACUCAGCUCUACACCCAGGCCGCGAACCACCAGAAGCUCACCUUCCAAGCUGGGGAGCGUCACGGCCUUGAAAAGCUCUAUCAGUGGAUUUGGCGGCAGCAAGAGGCUGGCUCGAGGGUGGCAACUUCUGAUGUCCUCAAUUACAUUCAGAAUGAGCUGGAUUACUGCGGAGAAGAGCCAUCAAUGUCUCCAAGAGCACAACCCCAGAGUAUCCAACCACCAAUGCAGUCAUUGAGUUCCGGCUUUCUGAAUUCCUCAAUUUCAUCAGGUUCUUCUGGACCCACAAGCGGUAGCCAGGUGACCCGUAACGAGCACUGCGACCAGCAAUCGAAGAACUCAGUCUUCUCCAAUGCUUUGUCCAGCCCAGUAAGAAGAAAUCUCCAGAACUACCACAUUGCUCAGGGUGGAGGCUAUUACCCAGCUGGUGCAGCAGCACCUCCUCCGGGGAACGGACCCCGCAACAACGACAGCACCUUUCUUCAGCAACAAAACCGGGAUACGCAUUCUAAUGAUUCAUCUAUGGACAUCUAGGAAGAGGAGGUAAAAGGGUUUUGUGCCAUGUGCCUGGUCGAAUAGACAACGAAGGCAUUGCAUUUCCUAAACCCUGUUUUCUCUACCUGCUGGCUCAUGUGGUCUCUUUAGGCGUGUGAAAACAAACAGGUUAGCAUCAGAUGAAGCAAUAAUCAGAUGUUGCUGCUUCUGGUGCUACUAGUUGAAGUGUGCAUGAAGAAGAAGAUUGAAGAAUACUGAAAACUUGACGUGGUUCUGCUUGGUGCAGCAAGGCUUUUCAUUAGUAGGGGGUCGUUUCAUUGAAAGGUAUACCUGGUUCUGUUAUCCUUUCUGUAAUUCUUGUUUUCAUUUUGAAUGCUUUUGUUGGGUCAUUCUGAAUUGGUUUGGCCGUUUGGGGGGUGGGAGUGGUCGAUCGCCAUGUAAAGUGAGUUUUUUGUUAAUUUGGUGACAAUCUCUUUUUUCUGUUUUCUUCUUCAAUGUUUCUAUUGUUAGUGUAAGGUGGUCUGUUGUUUGCUGUAUCUUCUCUUCUUUACUAUUGUAGCUUUAUCAUGCCAUAUACUAUAGCGAGACAUAAUGGUUAAAAUAGAAAUUUGCUCAAUAUAUCAUGUUGAAGUUCAGUUCCUUUGUUUUUCCAUUGAACUGUCUGUGUUAGGAGAGUAGGGUGUGUAGGGAUGGCGACGGGUGAAGGCGGAUAGUAUAUAUUCGUUAUCGUUUCUAAGUAGUUCGGGUGUUAGUGUUACUCAUCUUAUACCCACAUAAGAAUUGAAUAGAAAUCAAAAUCAUGUCCAUAUUUGUUUGGGUAUUGGGUAUUCACAUGUAUACUCACGUUGCAUAAGUAAAAAAAGUAUGGUAAUAAAUCACUAGAAUGUAGAAAAUUAACUAAAAUCGUGAUUUCACGAAUGUAUGCUAAAUUAAAAUAUGUUGAGAAAAUAAAAUAAUAACCAUUUCUAAACAAAAUACAUGUGCAUGUGUAUAAUUGGUUGGGUUCGGAUUGGAUAGUGUGUAAACCAAGCUCAUUUAUUAACGACAAUAUUUGGGUUCGACCCUUACCCAUUUCCGCUGAAAAUCCUUCAAGUUUGAGUUUACCCCAUCUGAUUAGGUCGGAUUGAAACGAAUAUCAAUGCAGCAAAAUUCUUCUGAUCUUUCUCGCGAUGCUCCAAAUGUUGUUUUUGUCACCAUUUUAUUUGCUUUGUUAUUUGAGUGGGAAUGAGCUCAGUUUUUCUUUCAUAUCUAGUAUAGGAAGCAAUGGGAAGAUGAAGAGUCUAAUGAUCAGCUCCUUUAUUUGCUCGUAAAAGAAUGUUUUAGAUGUGUGUUGAUUAAGAUUUAGUGGCUAUUAUAUGACUCAUCAACCAUGUUGAGCUUAAAUGUCUUGAGGCAUGGAGAAUUACCAUUAGAUAUCUAGCGAUAAGUAUUUAGUUCUACAUAAACAAUAUCUAGUAUGGUGGAAAUUGGUGCAUGUGUGGUUACCUGUUCACAUUUUGUAGGUAACCACAACCACAAAGUUAUAAUUAUGCUAACACAAUUCGCAUCAUAGUGGUUGUGGCUAUCUACUACUCACUAUGACUUGGUUGUGGUUACUCACGAAAUUUCAUCUUUCAAGAUAUGAAGCAUUGCAGCCUCCACCUAUGAAUCAUCUACUCUCUAGUGAAAUGUAAAGAUGUAGUAUUGUAUUAUUCGCGGAAAUAAAAAGUAUUUGGUAUUCGAUUUUGGCUUCUAAUAGAAAGAAAUGAAAAUCUUUGUUUUACUAAAUGCAAAUUAAUCACACAUGACUUGCACUAGAAUUUUUAACUAUGCCAAUGAGUUAUUUUAGCAUUCUACAAAAUUAGCACUUACUCCUUACAUUAGAAAUAUUAAUAAAAAAAUGUGGUAAAG